Molecule: messenger RNA, 2621 nt
Organism: Arabidopsis thaliana (thale cress)
Lineage: Eukaryota; Viridiplantae; Streptophyta; Magnoliopsida; Brassicales; Brassicaceae
Gene: MPK16
Product: mitogen-activated protein kinase 16
Exons: 10
Coding region: 592-2295 (567 amino acids)
Biological process (GO): signal transduction; MAPK cascade
Molecular function (GO): MAP kinase activity; ATP binding; protein serine kinase activity
Source: RefSeq, marked reviewed
UAAUUUGUUCUGUUCUGUUCUUCAUCUCAUAGAUCUCUCCUCUCUACACUUUCUUCUACAAAAGUGAGCAAAUAAACUUGCCUCUUCGUCUGCUUCGUGAGAUUUCAGAUCCUGUAAAGAAAUUUUAUUAGCUCAAAAGAAUCAUUUUUGGGUUUCUGAACCAUAAAAGCUUCUCUCGACUUUCAAAAACUCUCUCCUUUUUCCUUUUAGCCAUUUCAAGCAGAGAGAUUGAUCGAAGAAGAUAAAAACCUCGUCUUUCUUCAAUCUCAGUGAUUCUCAAAUUACCCAUCGCUUCCUUCUUUUGAUCUCUUUGAUUUCACUUCAAAAAGCAAAGAAAUCUCGAUUAGGUUAUUCCUUGUUUCACCCCAUAAAUUUGCCUCCUUUUUUUUGGUCUCGGGAACUACUCUGAUUUGUUUCAAUCGAUUCUGGAUUUCGGGAUUUGGAUAUAGAGCUCUCUGUUUUUGACAUUGCCUUUGGAACUAAAAUUCUCAGUCUUUGCAUUUUUUUGAUUCAAAAGCUCACUAAGUUUGGGUUUCAGAAGCUAUUACAUUUGGUCUUCGUAAGCGUCCUUUGAAUGCCCUGUAGCUGAAGAUGCAGCCUGAUCACCGCAAAAAGUCAUCAGUUGAGGUAGAUUUCUUCACGGAAUAUGGUGAAGGAAGCAGAUACAGAAUAGAGGAAGUGAUUGGUAAAGGAAGUUAUGGAGUUGUCUGUUCUGCUUACGAUACACAUACCGGAGAGAAAGUUGCGAUUAAGAAAAUCAAUGAUAUCUUUGAGCAUGUUUCGGAUGCAACUCGCAUUCUUCGUGAGAUCAAACUUCUUAGACUCUUACGCCAUCCUGACAUUGUUGAGAUCAAACACAUCUUGUUGCCGCCUUCAAGAAGAGAGUUUCGAGACAUUUACGUGGUUUUCGAGCUUAUGGAAUCUGAUUUGCAUCAGGUUAUUAAGGCAAAUGAUGAUUUGACUCCUGAGCAUUAUCAGUUUUUCCUCUAUCAGCUUCUUCGUGGCCUCAAGUAUAUACACACAGCUAAUGUCUUUCAUCGGGAUCUUAAACCCAAAAACAUAUUGGCAAAUGCUGAUUGCAAACUCAAGAUCUGUGAUUUUGGACUUGCAAGAGUCGCAUUCAAUGAUACACCGACUGCGAUAUUCUGGACUGAUUAUGUAGCUACUCGAUGGUACAGGGCUCCAGAACUAUGUGGAUCUUUUUUCUCAAAGUAUACACCGGCAAUAGAUAUAUGGAGCAUCGGGUGCAUUUUUGCAGAACUCUUAACAGGGAAACCUCUUUUCCCCGGGAAAAAUGUGGUCCAUCAAUUGGAUCUGAUGACGGAUAUGCUGGGAACUCCAUCUGCUGAAGCCAUUGGAAGGGUUAGGAACGAGAAAGCUCGAAGAUACUUGAGCAGCAUGAGGAAGAAGAAGCCUAUUCCUUUUUCACAUAAGUUCCCACAUACUGAUCCUCUUGCUCUUCGUCUUCUAGAAAAGAUGUUGUCUUUUGAACCCAAGGACCGGCCUACAGCUGAAGAGGCGCUUGCAGAUGUGUACUUCAAGGGUUUAGCUAAGGUUGAAAGAGAGCCUUCUGCUCAACCUGUCACAAAGUUGGAAUUUGAGUUUGAAAGGCGGAGGAUCACAAAAGAAGACGUCCGAGAGCUCAUAUACAGAGAGUCUCUGGAGUACCACCCAAAGAUGCUGAAAGAAUACUUGGAUGGAUCAGAGCCAACUAACUUUAUGUACCCGAGUGCGGUGGAACAUUUCAAGAAACAAUUUGCUUACCUCGAGGAACACUACAAGAAUGGUACUUCUCAUAAUCCCCCUGAGAGGCAACAGCAUGCAUCAUUACCAAGGGCUUGCGUAUUGUACUCUGAUAACAAUCAUCCGGUGGCACAACAGAGUUCAGCUGAAGUCACUGAUGGACUCUCCAAGUGUAGCAUUAGAGACGAGAGACCUCGGGGUGCAGACAGGAAUGCCCAGAUGCCAAUGUCGAGAAUUCCUAUCAACGUCCCUCAAACAAUCCAAGGUGCUGCAGUAGCUAGGCCUGGUAAAGUAGUUGGAUCAGUGUUACGCUAUAACAACUGCGGCGCAGCCACAGGCGUUGAAGCUCUUGAACAACAACAGAGAAGGAUGGUCAGAAAUCCAGCUGCUGCGUCUCAAUACCCAAAGAGGACUCAACCUUGCAAAAGCAACAGAGGAGAUGAAGAUUGCGCCACCGCUGCUGAAGGUCCAAGUAGAUUGAAGCCAAACACUCAGUAUAUACCACAAAAAGUGUCUGCAGCACAAGAUACUGCAAUGAGUCGCUGGUAUUAAACAUGAUGUUAUGGUUCUAGUUUUAGCUUUACCACCUCACGUCUCAGGGAGAGCUAAAAAGAGUAUCCCUUUGAGUCAUCCAUUGUGUUAUCAAGAGCCGAAACGUGAAGACAUGCUUAAGAGCGAAAUGAGAGAAGGAAGCGUGAGAAGAUAAAAGAAGUUCUUACAGAUCCUGUCAUGUAAUUUGUCUUCAUAGUUUUGUAUUCUUAAAACAACCUUUGUUUAUCUACGUUGUAACACUUACACUGUCUACGAUUCUUAUAUCCCAUGAACUCAAUCUGUUUCACCUAAUAAUCUGAUAUGCACCAACAAUAAACCCCAAAUUU